UACCCACCGCCGCCGAGCCCCGGGCUCCCGGCCCCGUACCGGCACCGCGAUGGACCCCUGCUCCUCGCUCUUCAGCUACGUGUUAAUGCACUUGUUCGUCCUCUGCCUGCAAGCCCAGGUAACUGUUCAGUCCCCACCUAAUUUUACACAGCAUGUGAGGGAGCAGAGCCUGGUGACGGAUCAGCUCAGCCGGCGGCUUGUCCGUACCUACCAGCUGUACAGCCGGACCAGUGGGAAACAUGUGCAGAUCUUGGACAACAAGAAAAUCAAUGCGAUGGCAGAAGAUGGGGAUGUGCACGCUAAGCUCAUCGUGGAGACAGACACCUUUGGAAGCCGUGUGCGCAUCAAAGGGGCAGCCACAGGUUUCUACAUCUGCAUGAACAAGAAAGGGAAGCUGAUUGGCAAGAGCAACGGGAAAGGCAAGGACUGCGUCUUCACGGAGAUUGUUCUGGAGAACAACUACACAGCCCUGCAGAACGCCAAGUACGAGGGCUGGUACAUGGCCUACCGCAAGGGCCGCCCGCGCAAGGGCUCCAAGACGCAGCACCAACGGGAGGUUCACUUCAUGAAGAGGCUUCCCAAGGGCCACCAGACCACCGAGCCCCACAGACGCUUUGAGUUCCUCAACUACCCCUUCAAUCGAAGAAGUAAAAGGACUAGAAACUCCAGCUCCAGGGUGGGCCCUUGA
This is a messenger RNA of Calypte anna (Anna's hummingbird), 688 nucleotides long. It is a transcript of the gene FGF8, whose product is annotated as fibroblast growth factor 8. Gene Ontology annotation, biological process: positive regulation of cell population proliferation; neuron differentiation; dorsal/ventral pattern formation. The record is from RefSeq and is a predicted model, not a curated record. Gene Ontology annotation, cellular component: cytoplasm. Gene Ontology annotation, molecular function: growth factor activity; type 1 fibroblast growth factor receptor binding; type 2 fibroblast growth factor receptor binding. NCBI's taxonomy places the organism in Eukaryota, Metazoa, Chordata, Aves, Apodiformes, Trochilidae.